AGUAAAACUGUUUUAAAAAACAUGUUUGUUUAGUUUUGAAUCCAAAUAGUUAUGCCACCCAGAUACACCUUCAAUCAUUUGGACCCACCACCUUUUCAAUAGCCUGCAGCUUUUUUAUAUGAAUACUUAUUGAUCUAUUUUGCAAACACAACGGGGGGGCUCAAAUACAUUUAGAAGAUUCUUUUAAUAAUUCCCUUAUUCAGCAGGCAAAAUGACAUUUGAAACUUUUAAAAUAGGCUUUUAAUGAGCCUAUAUGUGCUGAGUCCAAACAAAACCCGGCUGAGAUUCUUUACAGCGACGUAUUCCAAAGAGGCGGUCAGUAUGCAAAAUUGAUGACUACACCGUCUUUGUUAAAGGGACAUUGUCUAUUGCUUGCUUAUGAAGUCUAAUCCAAUCAUAAAUUGCACCCUUGGACCAAUCAGAGAGCACAGAUCCGGCGCUGAAAGAAACUCAUGUGGAGAACUUUGUUGAACCUUAUUGUUCGAGCUGUCACUUUUGAAAGGGCUUAGCUAAGCAGUCCACUAUAAAACCCUCCAUCCAGUAAUACGGGCCAGUAGAGAACUACCAGGCUUUCUAGUUGGAUCCUAACUGAAGAAACCUGCUAAAGAAUAUUUUUAAAAAAAGGUAUAUUACGGACUUCUUCACUACCCCGGAAGGUGUUACAAUGAUGUUCCCCAGUGUCAUUGCGCCUUCGGCGAUGUAUUCAAGCCUCCUGCGGCCAGCACCAACUCUGACACUGCCUCAGUCUUUGCAAUCUGCGUUUGGCAGCCAUUCCAGCUUUUUAGUAGAGGAUCUACUAAGGAUCAGCCGGCCUGCCAGCUAUCUCCACCGGACUGUCCAUUCGCCAAACAUGUCUCUGCCAACCUCAGGAGCCACCACGCUAAACACAGCGUCAGCUGAUCACGUCAUCACCUCCACCACCGUGUCACGAGGAACCUGCUCUCCACAGACGUCACUCUCCACGAAUAACAGCCCCAAUUACCUGAAGUUUGGAGUUAAUGCCAUACUGGCGCCAUCUACGAGAAACGAGUCCUCCCUUCCUUUGAUUCACAGCAUUCACCCAAAGGCUUACCCAUUCCCGUAUUUUGACGGAUCAUUCCACCCUUUCAUCAGAUCCUCCUAUUUCCCAGCUUCGUCGUCAGUGGUUCCCGUACCAGGCACAUUCUCCUGGCCGCUCGCAGCCAGAGGAAAGCCGAGAAGGGGGAUGCUUCGUAGGGCUGUGUUUUCUGACGUACAGCGCAAAGCCCUGGAAAAAAUGUUUCAAAAACAAAAAUACAUCAGCAAACCCGACAGGAAGAAACUAGCUGCAAAACUUGGACUUAAAGACUCACAGGUGAAAAUUUGGUUCCAAAACAGAAGAAUGAAGUGGAGGAAUUCCAAAGAAAGGGAGCUGCUUUCUUCCGGCGGGUGCAGGGAACAGACCUUACCCACCAAAAUGAAUCCCCACCCUGACCUCAGCGACGUCGGCAGAAAAUCCUCCGAGGAAGAGGAGCCGUUCUGCAGAGACACUCCCCACGCUGCAUUCUGCCAGUCCCUCUCGCAGCACAAAGUCCUCGACAGCGUCGAUACACAUUUAUCAUCACCUUCACACUCAAGCAAACACUCUGACUUCUCAGAAUCAGAGGACGAGGAAAUAACAGUUUCGUAAUAAUGAUACAAAAUAAAUAAAUAUAUGUUUUAUAUAAAGAUGACUUUAUACAAUGUUUGAAAGUGAUUAUAAAAUCAAAGUAAUGGUAUCCCGAUAGGAGCACAUGUUAUUAUGCAAUCAGCUGAACAGACUCUUACUUUCCAUUUCUUAUACAGAUAUGAACAUUUUAACGCGGUACAAUGUAUUUUUAAAAGCAGGUGGCUUUAACGGUGUAUUGGAUUCCACCCCGUGCAGAACCAUAGACUCGGCCAUUGUGUUUGGUUGCUGUUAGUUUUUAAAGACAGAGAAUUUGAAAUGUAUUUGAAUAUAUCUGUCUACUCCAAACCCCAAUUUGUGUAUUAACCCCCGUAAUAACUUUCCACGUAUCGAGAUUUUAGUUAUUUAAAGGGAUAUGCUUCUUUGAAUCGACUUGCUGUGUUUGCACAGCGUUUAUGAGCUGUACACUAUUUUGUACAAAUAUUCUGUUGUAUGGAAAUGUUAUAUCAAGAGUAUUAUGAAUGACUACACAUACAGUUUUUUUCCCUUAGAUUUCAUAUUUGAAAACUGUCUUUAACUAAAUGUAGACGUUCAAUGUAUAACUUAUAAAGAAAUAUAUUUUGUAUGCUUCUGUGUAUAGAAGUUAAAUGUGUAUAUAUUUUAAAUGUUUUGUACAAACACCAAAUAAAACGUAGAAGACGUAAAACAAAGUCAUACGAAAUGACGAAAGUGUCAUUAUUCAGGAUUGAAUCCAUGUAUAAUAUUUUGUGUGAUCGUUUUAUAUAUAGAUAUAUAUAAAUUACAUCUGACUCCAUAUUGUCUUUACGAGUGACUCGUCAAUACGGGCUCUAUAUAAAGU
Messenger RNA from Acipenser ruthenus (sterlet), 2483 nucleotides. RefSeq names its product homeobox protein DBX1-B-like. The record is from RefSeq and is a predicted model, not a curated record. Bases 665 to 1648 code for a protein of 327 amino acids. Gene Ontology annotation, biological process: cell differentiation in spinal cord; regulation of transcription by RNA polymerase II. The transcript is spliced from 4 exons. NCBI's taxonomy places the organism in Eukaryota, Metazoa, Chordata, Actinopteri, Acipenseriformes, Acipenseridae. Gene Ontology annotation, molecular function: DNA-binding transcription factor activity, RNA polymerase II-specific; DNA binding.